Molecule: messenger RNA, 534 nt
Organism: Sinocyclocheilus grahami
Lineage: Eukaryota; Metazoa; Chordata; Actinopteri; Cypriniformes; Cyprinidae
Product: pleckstrin homology-like domain family A member 1
Exons: 9
Coding region: 10-534 (174 amino acids)
Source: RefSeq, a predicted model, not a curated record
GAAAAAGUGAUGCAGGCAAUCAGUCAAACUCCUCCACUCCCACCACUUCACCAAACACAAAUAUCACUGAAGUCCCUCAGUCAAAUCUCUCCACUCUCACCACUUCAUCAACCACACCUGCAGACACCACCACCAAAGUUUCAGACUCCUCACACACACGUUCCUCUUCACUCUCACUCCCAUACUCCACCUUGCAACAACAAAACACCAACACCACUGCAGAAACAGGCCCCUCACCCUCACACACUCCUGCACAAACCCCACUAUCACCAGCAACUCAACCAGACACCACCUCGCCACCAAACACCACAAUCACACCUCUCACCUCCACGCAACCCAACUCAACCUUACACACAUUCACCAGCAUCACGGGUACCACAGAAAUCCCAUAUUGGCAAAAGAAUGGGCGAUUUCAGCACAGAUCCAGCACCUCAUUGGAAAUCUUCUGGAAUUCACUCGAGGGACAUCAAUGCUCAGGGUUUAAAUGGGACAGGUAUUCAGCCAACUGCACUGGUGGAAGCAAUCAUCGGGUGA